Brassica rapa (field mustard) is the source of this 909-nucleotide messenger RNA. RefSeq lists its product as uncharacterized. Lineage: Eukaryota; Viridiplantae; Streptophyta; Magnoliopsida; Brassicales; Brassicaceae. The record is from RefSeq and is a predicted model, not a curated record.
AGAGGCUUACAUUGUGCUCCUGAAGUCAAUUCAAAACGCUGUCGCGAAUCAUUUGGAGAAUAAAUCCAAAUUUGAGUUGCAAGGUUAUCCUCUAGUAUUCCUUCUUUGGAUACUAGAGUCGAUUCCUUUGCUAAGGAAUAAGUUCAGUAAGUGUGUACCAACAGUUGAGGUUCCUGGGCCGACUUACUUGUGUGAAAAAUACACUGAGAUAGAGAAUCCAUCACUUGAUAGGGUUUACAGGUUGAAGCUGAUACAAAGCUGAAGGUCCAUUGCAUACUACCUUCUAUUCCUCAUGAUCCAGAAGAUGAUAUCUCCAUUGAAGACAAAUAUAGUGACGAGUUGGAAACAGUGAAAGAUGUAACAAAGAAAGGGUACAAGAUUACAGCCGAUGACUGGGAAAAUAGGUGUGUAGACACAUUUGACACAUUGGAUGCUCUUAUUCAAAUGAUGGCAAAUAAGGAGACUGGCCAAGCUUCUACUCCGAUUGAUGAGGAUUCAGUAAAUGAAAAAGUGAACAGGAUCAUCACGGUAAUGGAGGAGAAUCUGAAGAGCAUGAAGGAUCGAAUGUCAUUACUGGAAGAAGAAAACAUACAUCUUAGAGCUCGUGUGUCAGAGUUGGAAGGAAACAGCAAUGUUUUUCCCACUAACGUGACACAAAAGCGAUCCAGUGGGACACCUUUAUCUCCAAUGUCUCACACGCAACCAUCGAGUGAGACACCUUUAUCUCCAAUGUCUCAACACAGCCCUAAUUUGACACAUGAGGAGACAAUGAUUGAAUCAGCUGCAUCUCCAAAGUCUCAACAAAAUGAGGAUUACACGCAAUCAUCGAGUGAGACGCCUUUAUCUCCAAUGUCUCAACAGCCUAAUUUGACAAAUGAGGUAUGUAACCAAUAAAAUAUUGUUGAGUUU